AUGGCAACCCAAGGCCCGAAUGCUGAGUUUGCCUCGGAGAGAAGGCGUGAACUACUAACAACAUUAAAAGAACUGGUUGAUAUCGAAAUGCCACAGGGCCUAUGGCUUGGUGACCUCGAACGUCUCGAAAGAAAUAUCGAUCUAGCUAAAAAAACAUCGGUUGAGACUUUCAUCGGUGACUUCUCAGACAUUAUUACCAAAUGGGCUCAGAGAAAUGGCCCGAACUCGCGUUCGGGGUCGAAGUCUUCCUCGCCUUCACCACGCCCGAGUCCCAGUCAGUCGUCGAGCCGGUUACAUCGCUCGGCUGUUGAAAGAUAUACAAGGUCACGCAUUGAAGCUGCAGAGGGAACUGCCAACCAGCCAACCUCAGAGCCGGUGACACCCCCAGCCAAACGUCAACGUAGGGAUUCUGACAAUCGAUCGAGAGCUGCCACAAUGAAAUGUCGCUUCAGAGAUGGAGACAGAUGUGUCGUAACCAAGUCUUUGCACCCAGUCGACGCUGCCCAUAUAUUCCCAUACUCUCUGCAAGAAUCCUGGAAAUUAGACAACCCAAACAACAACUUUUGGACUCUUCUGAAGACUUUCUGGACAGAAGACCAUGUCAACACUUGGCUGGCUGCUGCGUUCCCGAAUGGCACUACUGAGGUAGUCGAGAACCUCAUCUGCUUUGCGCCAACCAUCCAUAGGUGGCAUUCCAAGGGCCUCUUUGGCUUGCAACCUAUUCAUCAAUCGGAGGACAAGAAACGCCUAACUGUCAAAUUUUACUGGUUUCCUGUACGUCGGCGUGCCGAGAACAUCGACCUGUUGGAUACCCCUUCCAUACCAGACGACCUUGCUGGUAUCAAUAUGGAUUACAAAGCCUGGAAUGUUCACACCGAAGAGAAGAUUGUCUCGGGAGCUGAGAUCGUCCUGGAGACCAGCGAUCCAGAAAAUAUCCCAUUGCCAAGCUGGGACCUUCUCGAUAUGCAGUGGAACUUGCAGCGCCUCACAGCAUUGAGCGGGGCAGCCGACGUCUUCCUCGAUGCCAUUGAUGACGAUGACUGCAGCGGCAUUGGGUGGGAGGAGGACUUAUCCUGCGGCCAAUCAGAUGAUGACAGCAUUCGUUUCCACGAUGACAUUGUAUCGUCAGACCAGGAUGUAGAGCCUCUCUCCCUUUCUCCACAAGCUCUAAAGGUUGGCAAAAUGAUGGAUGUGCCCAUAGAUACCUCCAUCCACAGCCAGAGUCUGGCGUAG
This is a messenger RNA of Microsporum canis CBS 113480, 1233 nucleotides long. RefSeq lists its product as hypothetical. Lineage: Eukaryota; Fungi; Ascomycota; Eurotiomycetes; Onygenales; Arthrodermataceae. The record is from RefSeq and is a predicted model, not a curated record. The transcript has 2 exons. The coding region runs from base 1 to 1233 and encodes 410 amino acids.